Messenger RNA from Neoarius graeffei (lesser salmon catfish), 4992 nucleotides. RefSeq names its product Rho guanine nucleotide exchange factor (GEF) 19 (gene arhgef19). Lineage: Eukaryota; Metazoa; Chordata; Actinopteri; Siluriformes; Ariidae. The record is from RefSeq and is a predicted model, not a curated record. The transcript has 17 exons. Gene Ontology annotation, molecular function: protein binding; guanyl-nucleotide exchange factor activity. The coding region runs from base 978 to 3878 and encodes 966 amino acids. Gene Ontology annotation, biological process: regulation of actin cytoskeleton organization; activation of GTPase activity.
GAUUUGAGUUUGAGCAUGUCCUCUCAGCUACCUAGCUUUCUCCUAAGUGAUACUUACUUAAUUACACACACACACACUUGAACGCAUGCAUGCAUACCCGUAUCUCCUUCCCUUCUCUCUCUCUCUCUCUCUCUCUCUCUCUCUACCUGCCUGCUAUCCACUUGCAAAGCACUACCGUUGACACACAGGAAUCCAGACCCACACACACACGCACUCUUAGACCAGGAAGAUUCUUCCCAAACACAUGACAAACUCGCUCCUCUCUCCCUCAGACUGGGAGAAAAGGAAUCCAGAAACAGUGGACUCGAAGACUAAUCUUCUUUCUCCCUGAAUUGUUUUUGGUUUCGAGAGGGAGAGAGGGAGCAAAGUGAGAAAGAAAGCUAGGAGAAGGCUUUGUAUUUUAACUGGAUUGGACAGGCAGCAGUUGUGUUUUUCAUGUUUUAUGGCUUUCUUUGUGUGCUGCUGAGCUGCAGAGAAGAGGUUGGGAAUUUUCAGCUGAAGAUCUUGACUAGCUUCCAGCGUCUGUUGCGUGUGUAUGGAGGGCUGUGGUAGUGUGUGGCAGAGGAGGGAAAAAAGACCAAACUAAGAACACGAGGCAGUCAUGGACACCACUGUGCUUCAAGCGGAUACUUCAGUGGGCUGGAUUUGCACGCUGGUGGUGGCCAAAGUCCAUUCCAGGAGUCACUGACGGCUUUCAGAUUCAAGAACCCACCUACCACCCCUAAUGCAGAAAUGGUUUGGUCUUUGAUUAAGGCGCCAAAUAACACGGCACUAUUCCAUCAUAAUGCUUCGACAAUAAGCGUGCGAGCCCGUUUGCCAACAUGCACAAGCCAGGAGCAAAGAAAAGAGAAAAAGAGAUGAAGAAGCCAAGAGCCUCAGGGGCUCACUGCAUAGAUAUUUUAGAAAAGAUUCAGAUGAUGCAGCAGGUGGUGAAGGCAGUGGGGCAGCUGAGCCAGCUCCCAUGUAUCAUCUAAGUCAUGCUCCCUGGCUAUGGAUUCUCUCCUCUCCCUGACUUCCAGCCUCACCUCCACGCGUUCUGUUGCCGAGGGGAGAUCUCUGCAAUGUGGAUCCCUGGUUCACCCGAGUCCCAGGCUCUGAACAACUCCCAGGAGAACAGGCCUCUCCUGCGCCAGCACAUUGCCGUGUGUCAGCAGGAGACACUAGCCUUCAUUGACCUUCAGCAGCCUAAAACAAAUGGCUUUUGUUCCUCAUCAUCUUUGAGAAGACGCAGUUCCUUGCCCUGCUCCUCUGGCUCGCCUCACAAUAGGCCUUCCUCAAACUACUGCCAAAAUGGACAGACACAUGCAAACACAGCCUAUGUGAAAUUUGGCCAGGAUGGACAUAAUGUGGAAGAAGUUCAGGAUAAAAUCAGAGCACCCUCUGUGGACUCACUUAAGACAGACUCUGAAAAACUCUUCCCACAGUGUAGUCCCAAAGAUCUGUUCCUUCCCCUGUCACCAAUGUUUGUGUCCAGGAACAGGGACUCUGUGGACUCUCAGCAGCCCAGCUCUCCUUGCUCCUCAGCAAGCUCAGAGCUACAGAGCCAUGAUCAGUUUCGUCUACAGAGACGAACAUCACAGGGGUCUUCAAAGGAGAAGUCUAUACGGCGCAAGAUGAGAGUGUACUCACCUGACAGUGUAAGCGAUGACUCUCUAAACAGUCCAGUACUUGAAUGUGACUAUCUGUUCCCUGGAUCCUUUGAGUCCUUCAUAGAAGGAGAGUUGGGAUUAGUGGGCUCCACUGUGCCCACAUCCCAGAACUCCAGCUCUUUGUUAGAUUUAGAAGAAGAAUUCACUCUUCCUUCCAUCUCUUCCCCACCAUUGCUGGCUUCAGAUCCCCCGACUGAGGAUACGGCACUGGGGGAAAGGACAAGUGAGGGAGGGGUAGGAGAAAUGAACUUGGGGGAUGGUGGGCCUCUACAAGGGUCAGUCUUCUUAAGUGGAUGCUCCUUGCCUCAUGUGCACUCCCAUCCCAUGCCCCUGCCUCGAUCCCGUUCCUCAGAUCAUGAACGCCGGCGAUUCUCGGCCUCUGAACUCAUAUCACGCUUGCAGCUUUCACAGAGGAAAAACUCUUUCACCCUAAAGCUGGGAAAGUCACUGUCUGCCCGUGUGACCUCCCGGGAUCGUCAUCAACCUGUAAACUCUGGUCCAGACUACAAACCCAACACCAGGCAGCGCCUUUCAGCGGGUUCAAGUGACAGCACGCCACACAGCCCGGUGGGAUCUGCACCACCACUGCCCUCUGCUGAUAGCACUCUGCCACAGCAUAGGAAAAGCUCCAAGCUCAGUAUGAGAAAAGAUUCAAUUGAUGAGGAUACAGGCACCUCACUUCGAAGUCCCAAACGCCUGUCACGCUUUCUGCCUAGUUUGGUCCUGUAUCAAGAGUACAGUGAUGUCGCAAUUAAUCGUGAGAUCCAGAGACAGCAGGGAGCUGAACCUGGAAUGGAAGAUGACCGGGCUGGGGACAGUCCAUCCCCCAGCAAUCUCUCUCCCUCCAGUUCCUUUUGUUCAUCACGGGGCUCUGCCUUCUCCCUCUGGCAGGACAUUCCUGAUGUGCGCAGCAGUGGACAGCUGGACAAUUUCAGCAAUGAGGAGCGCAAGCUGCAAGAAGCUAAGUUUGAGCUGGUGACAAGUGAAGCUUCUUACAUACGCAGCUUGACCAUAGCGGUUGACCACUUCAUGAUGUCUUCAGAACUGAAUGAGUGCUUGGGGGCUCAAGAGAAACAGUGGCUUUUCUCCAAAUUGCCUGAUGUCAAGGACGUCAGUGAGAAAUUUCUACAGGAUCUUGAGCACCGUUUAGAGGCAGACAUCUUGCGCUUUGAUGUGUGUGACAUUGUCCUGGACCACUGCCCGGCACUACGGAGAGUUUACCUUCCUUACGUUACUAACCAGGCCUACCAGGAGCAGACGUACCAACGGCUUCUACAAGAGAAUCCUCGCUUCCCGGGAAUCCUUGCUCGUCUGGAGGAGGACCCGAUAUGCCAGCGCCUUCCUCUUACAUCAUUCCUCAUUCUGCCUUUUCAGAGGAUCACACGGCUCAAAAUGCUGGUGGAGAACAUUCUAAAGAGAACAAUGCCUGGGUCGCGAGAUGAGGAUACAGCCACCAAAGCGUUUAAUGAACUGAAAAAGAUUAUAAAGGAAUGCAACUCCAGUGUGCAAUCCAUGAAGAGAAUGGAGGAACUGAUUCAUCUCAACAAGAGAAUACACUUUGAGGGAAAGAUUUUCCCUCUCAUCUCUCAGUCUCGCUGGUUAGUAAAACAUGGCGAGCUGUUAGAGGUGGAUACACAAACCAUGAGCAUAUCCGGGUCAAAGUUUAAACUGCCAACACGUCCUGUGUAUCUGCACCUGUUUAAUGACUGCCUCUUACUGUCCCGAAGAAAAGACACAUGGAAAUUCAUGGUGUUUGUGCAUGCUAAGAUUGGUGAGCUAAAAGUGAAGGACUUGAGUCAGAAGCUUCAGGGCAUCUCAGGCUUCAUCUUCCUUCUGCAGCUGUGUGAAGGCCAGCAGCUCAAAUACCAGAUCCUACUCAAGUCACAAACAGAGAGUGGCAAACAGCGAUGGAUCACAGCCAUGAUUCCUCCUGAUCCAACUACAGCGCAUACAAGUGAAAAUGAGGAUCUAUCUCAGGUUCAGUGCAUUAAGAGCUACCAGGCCCAGGAACACGAUGAACUCACACUGGAGAAGGCGGAUGUCCUUCAAGCUAAAACCAUUACAAGUGAUGGAUGGGUGGAAGGCAUCCGGUUGUCUGAUGGAGAAAGGGGCUGGUUCCCCAAAACGCAUGUGGAGGAAAUUACAAGUCGCAGCGCUCGUUUGCGAAACCUUCGUGAGAACAUUCGCAUCAAGUGCGUGACCCAGAAACUAGAGGGCGAGCCUCAGUGAAGGCCUGUAAUAUAAUGCAUACUUUUAUUUAAAACCUUGAUUUAUGGAAAGAGAAAUGAAACCUGGCUUUCCACAAUAAGCUUUGAUUUCCCCAAUGGUAGGCACAUAUUUGCAGUAAUAUAGUUGCACAUCAAAAAUUGUAACAGUAUCACCUUUCGAAAAAUUUUUCUCCUCUUUUGUUGCUGUUAGCGUUUGUAGAUAUGUAGCAAUUUUUUAAAGGAAUGGUUUCGGGAAAUAAAAUUUCUGUGCUUCCAAUUCCAUAUACCUCAAGUGUAGCUAAUCAGACUAAACAUGUUUGGUGUUAAAAUUCUGUUUUUUAAUUCUGCCCUGGAGCAAUGACGGUAAAUCAUCUUUCACAUUCACCUUAAAUUACAUUCUUUGGCUUUGGUUGGCUGAGUCACACCACUGGUACAUAGACAUUGAUCUCAAAGUAGCAGAACAUGCACACAUUUCAUAGUUUAAAUAUAUAAACCAAAUCAAAUGAUUUAAAAUGGUUGCCACUAGAGUUUUCAGUGUUGUAGCUUUGUUUAUUUUCUUAGAUAACAGCACCGCUAGACUGUCAGGAACCACAUGAUCAAUCUAUUUGAGGUCACAACAACGUUCUCUUAACCAUUUCUUUAAUGGACACAUUUCAUAGAGCGCUGCCAUCACACAAUUAAAUGGACAAAAGGCUUAUCAAAUGAGCUUGUACAGGGAUUAAACACAAUUCUGCUGGUUGAAUUUUUAUACAAAAUGUGUCCAAUAUUGGAAUUACCUCCUCAUUUUAAAGCUACAUAACACUUAUUAAUACUCAUUUCAACUGCAAGAUUUUUGCUUUCUAUGGGACUUAAACCAAACUUAUAAUUUGCUGUUGCAAAUGAUUUGUCUGUUGUUUUUUCCACUUCUACUUUUGACCAUUAUUUAUGAUGGUAAGUCUUAACAGCAGGUGUUUAUGUGGAUAUUUUUGUAAUUUCUGUUUGGAGGAACAGCACUAAAUAAUUAUGCUGAGCAUGGUCUAUAAAGAGCAUUAGACAUCUAUUCCUGUGUCGUGCAUCUCUGUAGAUGUUUUCUCUAUAAAAUAAAUGCAACUAUUGCUAACAAAUAUUUGCUUUGGUUUAAACUAGAGUUUAGGCUU